Molecule: messenger RNA, 1983 nt
Organism: Suillus subaureus
Lineage: Eukaryota; Fungi; Basidiomycota; Agaricomycetes; Boletales; Suillaceae
Product: histone acetyltransferases subunit 3-domain-containing protein
Exons: 6
Coding region: 1-1983 (660 amino acids)
Biological process (GO): regulation of transcription by RNA polymerase II
Cellular component (GO): SAGA complex
Molecular function (GO): transcription coactivator activity
Source: RefSeq, a predicted model, not a curated record
AUGUCGUCCAAACUGCCUCACUAUCCUUUACCUAUUCAGACGCGGUCUCCCCUCUUCAAGAGUCCUUCGGAGACUGUCCCCCCUACAGAUGAACUUGAAACGCUGCAGGCAGAGCUUAAAUACCUUCGGCAGAAGUCAUUGGAACGGGCCAAGAGGGCCGGAGAAGACUUGAAGACUAUCGAGGAAUCUAUGAGGCGAAUCAAGGAAAGAGAGAAAGGCAAAGCAAAGGCGGUAGAGAAGUUUGAAUUCCGACUCAUGAAUCUUAAUCUCUCUUCCCCGGUCCACAUUUUAUCACUACUCAAUCGACGGUUGAAAAAUCCUCAAAAUCUGUACAUAUACCGGACGUCAAAUUCUUGUGGUAUCCCGUUCGAUCUGAUGGAUGCCAUGCUCAUGUUAUUACUUCACGAACAUCCUCCCAAUCUGCCAUGGUCUCGCCACAAUGACGUUGUUGCAGUCACCCCAGCUUUGGAUGGAGACGAACACGAUCUUUCUCCCUCUGUCAACGGCUCUGUAAGGGCUCGAGCACCCUCGAUACCGGUUUCUUCCUUCACCCCCUCUUCUAGGGCAUCACUGGACCCUCGAAGAUCAAUACCAGACGACAUCAAGAAAAAAAAGAAGAAACGUAAACGAGAUGAAGAUAGUGACCUCGACCAGGGUAAUCUACAGAGACCAUCCGUAGAGACCGUGAUUCAGAUUCUUCGUACAGAUUCCGGCCGCGCUGUGAAAACUUUGCCAGGCCCUUCUCUCAGUGUCCCUCUCAAAACGUCUAAAUCACUGGGAUUUGUGGCAAAUCACGUCAAGUCUUCAUUUACACCCGACUUCACACUUCCACCCUCUACAGUACUACUACCCACCCGUCCUCCGAUACCCGCUCCACCCGUUGCCGGUCCCAGUAAUGCAACGGAUGUCACCGAAGAUUUCAGUAAGCUCAAACCGCCAGCGCAAACCCUCGUCAAUACCUUCUACUCAAGCAUUGAGCCUUGGAUACGAGGGAUUAAAGAGGAGGACGUUGGUUUUCUUGAAUUUACUGCGGAUGAAGUUGAGCCUUAUGUGAUACCGAAACUGGGCAGGCAUUAUUUGGAAGUAUGGGAUGAUGCCGAUAUGGCCAUGUAUGGUGGGCCAUUGCCUGGAUUUUCGUCUGGUCGAUUGGGUGAGAGCUCGACGUUAGCACCGAAAUGGGACCCAUCAACUCUGAUGGAGGCAGACCUGUUGACGGAGGAGCGCAGUCACGGGCCCUUGACAGAGCGAUUGAUGAGUGCCCUUUUACCAAUGCCAGAUUCGACAGUAUGGAAGGGUGUCAAGGCUGCCGAGGACGCUAUGGAGGGCAGACCGGGCGGAACUGGUGCUGCAGCUGCGAAGCGGGAGAAAGUUAAUGUAGUCGAUUUGGAGGAGAGGGUUCAGGACACGAUGCGGUUUCAUGGAUUACUCCAUGAGCCGCCCGAUUUUUCGACAAAAGUCGACGACCCAAUUGCGACAGCUCUCAGGCAUGCUCAACGUCAAUUACGGACCGUGGUGGCCAUGAACAAGGCCAGGAAAGAACGUCUUGCUGCUAUUGCUCGUGAUCGGCUUGGUUAUCAGGAAUAUCUGGACCUCCGCUCUGCCCUUGAUAAAAGCAUAACGAGCGCCUACUCGAAAGUCCAGAAGAAGGAUGAACCGAAACUGAAUAAAAAGAAAAAGAAAAUAUCAGAGGUUAACGGGAGCGUGAACGGGACUACUUCUGAUGAUGAUCUUCAUCUUGUAGUGCCAGAACAGUUGCAGCAACUCGUGGACACCCGGCGGCAGUGGGUGACAAGCGUCGGGGGGGUUUUUGACGAGAAGGAGAGGGAGUGUCCUGGUCGAAUAUGGGACCUUCCGCGGCGAAGCAUUUAUGAAGGGCUUGAGGACGCUAUCCGCCACGAUCUGGCUCGGUCGUUACAUCCACAUAGUACUGCAUCAGAUCAACGGACUACCCAAGGAAAUGGAGAUGAGAUGGAUGUUGGAUGA